CACACACACACACACACACACACACAGUGUCGCUCUAGUGGUGUAAAGAAAACACAACAACAGCGAGGUGGCGUGUUUUUUAAUCUCGCGCACGCAAUGACGCGGUUGUGUUGAACGCGCGGCGUUAAAGCGCGUGUCUCCUCCGGCUCCUGUACCGAAGCUGCGGUCGCACCGGAGGCUCGGAGGCUCGUUGCGCCAUGGCGGCCGCGCCGCUGACGAAGCGCUCGGGGACGGAACACGCACGGAGGCGCGCGGACCCCCGCAGGAGGCAGGCGGCGCUUUCGUUCCUCAGCAACAUUUCUCUGGAUGGGCGGCCCGUGCGCGGCGACGCGGACGCUCCCGGAGAGGAGGACGGCUCUGUGGAGGCGAGGACGACACGCAGCCCGGUCACCGCCGCCGAGGAGGAGGAAGAAGAAGAGGAGGAGGAGGAGGAAGAGGAGGAAGAAGGCGAGGAGGAUGACGAGGCCCAGGCUCCAAGCAGGCGCGCGAGCUUCGCCAUCGGCGCGAGCCCUCCCACGGACGCGCAGCUCUUCCACGCGCAGGUCUUCGGCUCGCCGUUCGCCGCCGCCGCCACCGCCGCGCGCGGCCGCCUGCACACGUUCACUCAGGGACUUCCGCCCGCCGCGUGCUGCAGGCAGCAGAGCUCGUGCUGCCCGGAGGGAGGAGGAGGAGGAGGACACAUCAGCACCUCCGCUUUCGAGCUGCACAAGUCCAGGCGGAGGCUGAUUUCCCAGCGUUCCUCACUUGAGACUCUGGAGGAUAUUGAGGAGAAUGCUCCUCUUCGCAGAUGCCGAACCUUAUCAGGUUCACCCCGACCAAAGAGCUUCAAGAAGGUCCACUUCAUCAAGAACAUGAGGCAACACGACAUCCACAAUGGAAGGAUAGUCCUUAUCAGUGGCAGAAGAUCCUUCUAUAGUGUAUUUUCUGUCCUGCCCUAUCGAGAUUGUAGCCAAACAGGGGACGGUGUGAAAAUGGAGAGCGGGCGUCAGCGUCACCCCUCAGGCGGCGUCAGUGCCAAGGAGAUGGUGAUCGGGCUCGAGGGCGUAGAGCUGGGCGCCGACGGCAAGACGGUGUCCUACAUGCAGUUCCUCUACCCCACUAAUGUCCUCGGCCGCCGCAACACCAUCGACUCCACAUCGUCCUUCUCUCAGUCUCGUAACGCCAGCCAUCGCAGCCUCAUCCUGGCACGCGCCAACAGCCACCAGAGCAGCCUCGACACGGGGAACGAAGCGGGAGAUUUCAGGGAGUAUGACCCCAACCUUCUGGACGACCCUCAGUGGCCAUGUGGAAAACAUAAACGCGUGCUCAUAUUCCCUUCCUACAUGACCACGGUUAUCGAGUACGUCAAGCCCUCCGACCUGAAGAAGGACAUGAACGAGACGUUUAAGGAGAAGUUCCCUCACAUUCGCCUGACGCUGAGCAAGAUCAGGAGCCUGAAGCGAGAGAUCCGGAAGCUGGCCCAGGACGAGUGCGGAUUCGAGGAGCCCACCGUAGCCAUGGCCUUCGUGUAUUUCGAGAAGCUGGUGCUGCAGGGCAAACUCAACAAGCAGAACCGCAAACUCUGCGCCGGAGCCUGCGUCCUCCUGGCAGCCAAGAUCGGCGGAGACCUCAAGAAGCACGAGGUCAAGCUCCUGAUCGACAAACUGGAGGAGAGGUUUCGGGUGAACCGGCGCGAGCUGAUCGCCUUCGAGUUCCCCGUGUUGGUGGCGCUGGAGUUCAACCUUCACCUGCCGGAGCAUGAGGUCAUGCCACACUACAGACGCCUCCUGCAGAACUCCUAGCAGCAGCUCCUCGUCAGGAGAGACGCUCAUCUCUCUCCUGAUCUGACCCCCAGAAAAGCUCUAUGCACCUGACCAACUCUCUUAACCUGAGGUUUUUUUUCCUCAAAAGGAGAAAAAAAAAAACAUUUCAGCCAAAGUUUCUGGAAAAUUGAUUGCCUGCGCAGUUUUUAUAGACUUACAAAUGACUGUUUGGUUUGUGUCCAAGCUUCUGCAGUCACUUUGGAUUGGAGAAUGUUUUUAGUGCAUCCUUUUCAUCGUGGCUCGCUCUUUUUCUUUCUUCCUCCAUUUUAAAGUUUCUUUCCAUCUCCUUCACUGCAUUCACUUCUUUGCCUAAUCCUAAAGGGAAGCUGUUGCAUGUUGCAUUGUUUAUAGCCUUAAAAUCAACUUGUGAAUGGACUGAAAUUCUCAAGAUGACGAUGACUGUUUCUCAGAAGGACCUCGUACCUUUUACAAAAAGUGCACUUUUUUUGGAGUUUCUAGAACGGCAGAGGUCAAGGACGGUCAUUUCAUCAUCACAUUCAUCACUAAAAUUCAUUCUAAGCAGCACUCCAUGUCUUGGCAUAACCACCCCUGAGCAGAAAAGAGCAGCAGACGUGUUUGAGGUUUUGUACAUUCGACAUCGAAAACACUCCUGUUGUUCUUUUUCUCUGUCUUCUUUUUUUGGUUUGGUUUGGUUUGUUGUUUUUUUUUUUUUUUUUUUUUAAAGAUGUGGUGGUGUGACGAGCUGCCAUUGCGGUUACUGUCCCUGUGCUCUAUGUUAGAGUGGACUCUCGGCACGUUUCUAGUGCUACGCUGGACGAGGGAAGAUGUAUACGAAAGGUCAUACUGCAGAAAAAAACAACGCUAACGAUGUAGAGUCAGCGGGAAGCCUGUGUGUGUUUUAUAUGUUACUGCAGCGCUCACUGUAUCGAAGACCUACACAGUAUUAACAGAUGGUCCAAUUUUGAUAGCUAACUUGCACUGGACUGGGAAAUUUGUAUCUUUUACUCGCUCUUUUUAAGCUAGUUAUGCUUAAAACCAUAUAGACGUGAUGAUUGUUAUUUUUUUUUCGUCACAAGAUGUGAUUUCAUUGUGGCUGAUUGAACACAUUUCAGACUUUUGUUUAACCAUGGAUCAUGAAAAAUCAGUUACCAUAUUUUCUGGACUAUAAGACACUGUUUUGUUUUUUUUAUACAGGAAAUUCAUGUACAAUUUUAGCCUAAACAUACAUCCAUUUAGUUUUACUCCAAAGGUUACAGUUCAUGUUGACGUAGUAAAUGAAUAUACCGUAACCUUAUAUUACCUUAACAUAACAUUAAAAACAAAACAGCCGCACUACUGCUAUCAUUGUCACGCUGACAGGACAAACAAAAGCUUCCUGUAACGUGAAUUACGUUAUAAUGUUUCGCCUUAAUAAUUACAAGAAGUAAUUUUAUACAUCUUAUUUUACCAGUGAGUUCUCUUAAGUGGCACUGACAGUUUUUCUUUAAAACUUAUUUACAAAACCGCUCAGAGGAACUUACUAUGGAAUUCCUAAGCUAAAAAGAAGGGCGGAGUUGACGCUGUUGCUAUGGGUGACCAGGUGUUUGUGAAUGAAUAUCGGCUGAUGCGAAGGCGGGUUACGGUAAACUAAACUACAAAAACGAUCGAGUUGUUAAACACCAACAAACUGCCGUUUAGAAUUGUUCGUGAUUUAGGAGUCCUCUUUACUACCAUCGUGAUUUCACAGAUUUAGGACCUACUUUUAGGAUUGAAGCGCUUUGUGAAGUAUUUUUAAAUAUUUGGAUUUAAAUUCUAGAGUUUCUCCUAGAUCUGUUUUAGCCUCAGGAAACAAUACAGAGCUGAACUACUGCAACACUAACAGGACAAAAUCUAAACUAAACUAGUGGUGAAAUUAGCAUUAUGUACAAUAACGAUAAACAAAAAUAUAUCGAUUGUUUUUUCUUCCUAGCAGACAGAAUUCAGAGCGUCUUAUAUUCCAGGAAAUACGGUACAUUAAAUGGUAGCAAAUUCUCAACGUUGACAAAAUGACGAGAGUUUUAAAAAAAAACUGUUAUUUCCAUAAUCAAACGAGGAUGUUUGCAAAAAAAGAAAAACACUCAUGUAAAUAUGCUGCUUUGCUUGUUAAAUAAAAAAAAGCAAGGAGAAUCA
Pangasianodon hypophthalmus (striped catfish) is the source of this 3911-nucleotide messenger RNA. It is a transcript of the gene cables1, whose product is annotated as Cdk5 and Abl enzyme substrate 1. Bases 198 to 1781 code for a protein of 527 amino acids. The record is from RefSeq and is a predicted model, not a curated record. Lineage: Eukaryota; Metazoa; Chordata; Actinopteri; Siluriformes; Pangasiidae. Gene Ontology annotation, cellular component: cytosol. Gene Ontology annotation, biological process: regulation of cell cycle; nervous system development. The transcript is spliced from 10 exons.